UUAUGGAGUUAUAUGAAAAUUUUAUCAAAGAGAAACGGCAUAUCAAGGUUUCUACAAGACUUUUCUGAAGCCGUGCCGAAAGCUUGGACGGGAGAAACGGCGAUAUCUCCAACAACCGAAUGGGGAACCAAGUUGGAUAGAAGUGGAGAUAGACGGUGCGACGAUCCCAGUAAGCACAAUGGUGGACGCCUUGUGUCUCCUUUACUCGAUAAACAUUCAAAUUCCGAGAAAAAAAAUGACUCUCAAGAGACAGAUGAAAUAUCUAUUCAAACAUCUGAAUCAAUUGUCAACUUGGAUAAAUCUCUUGGAAAACAAUCCUGUAUAUCUUCACACGGCGUUAACAGUUUCUUUAAAAUCAAUACGCCAGAGACACCGUCAGAGAAUAAAGAAAGUUUCGUUUGGAGCGUCACUGAUAGGUCCAAAGAAAAUGAAGGAAAAGUUAGUGAAGCUCCGACAGGAGCGCGACUCAGAGAACCAUCAAAUGCUUCCGCGGGACGAGGAUGGGAAUCUAUUAAUGAAAAUGGAACCCUGGAGUUAUGGAAACUGUGCCGAAACCAACGCAUGGCUUCAGUUAUCCAUGUGGAGGCAGGAGCUUCCAAUAAGGAUGCGCACAAUUUCGACAGAAACAGAACGAAUAAAAUUGCCAUGCAGGAAUUGUCAGCUGACGAUGAAUCACAAUACAAAGAGGAUUUGUUCACACUUCUUAAUUUCAACAGAAACACAACAAAUAAAGUUUCCAUGCAAGAAUUGUCAGCUGAUGAUGGAACACAACACGAAGAUGAUUUGCACUCACUUCUUAACUUGUUGAAAAAUAAAUAUUCAUUUCGUGAUGAGACGAAUAAAAAUAUUCUGUAUGAUUAUGAAAUUCGUAGAUUUGCUGAAUUUUAUAACAUUACUGAUUUUUUCCCUGUUCUUGCGUAUUAUGAUUUAAUUUUCUGGUUACAAGUCCCUAAUGGUGAUAUCUACAUGUGGUCUCGUACAGAUGAAUCGAUGAUACUUGGAGGACAUAAUAUGAAGGAGGCUCUGAUGAACUUUCUCUUUUACCAGGAAAAUCUUCGCUAUAUUGAAGAAUAUACUCAUAAAUUGUUGUCAGUGAAAGAAGUUAAAGAAGAAGCUGAUAAGUGGUAUGAAGAGAGUAAAGAAACUGCAAUUAAAAUUGUGCCUAUUCCCCGCGAGAUUGCUCAAUUACAUAAAUACAAAAAAAAUGCAAAUAUAAAUGCUAUGGGGAAAAAGGAACAUUUUCAAGAAUCUAAAUUGCAAAAAAAAGAUUUGACAAAAUGGUUUCCUUUUACUGUCUAA
Molecule: messenger RNA, 1299 nt
Organism: Funneliformis geosporum
Lineage: Eukaryota; Fungi; Glomeromycota; Glomeromycetes; Glomerales; Glomeraceae
Source: the annotation of a GenBank genome assembly